Molecule: messenger RNA, 3090 nt
Organism: Letharia columbiana
Lineage: Eukaryota; Fungi; Ascomycota; Lecanoromycetes; Lecanorales; Parmeliaceae
Exons: 2
Coding region: 1-3090 (1029 amino acids)
Cellular component (GO): mitochondrial outer membrane
Molecular function (GO): ATP hydrolysis activity; ATP binding
Source: RefSeq, a predicted model, not a curated record
AUGAGGACGAGUGCUCACUGUUCUUCAAUCAUAUACAAGCUCGACUUGAUGCGUACCUCUUUAUGGACAACACUGCGGGCGACUUCUAGUUGCUCCCGUCCUCAUGUAUGUCGCCUCGUCGCCGGCCGACGGUUACCAUUCCCACAACGCACCUUCCAUACCUCCCCCAGUCCUCAACGCGAAGAAGAUCCUCCGAAUGCGCCUUGGAACCCGUCCGUUGAGCAACCGAUAGAUGCAAUCCAAUCAGAACAAACUUCUGUCGUACUAGAAACUACAGCGGAAGACCCCAACGGCGCCUCAGACAAUCCCCCCAGGCCUAAAGACAAGAGCAAUUACGGCUCGGCUUCAAGGAGGGCUUCAAGGAACAUCAAGCCGCGAGAAAAGUCACCGCCAGUGCAUAUCCCGCCAUGGUUCUUAGACCAGAAUGUGAUACUUCGGGGAGAUCGCGCUCAUGCGCGGACAAAAGAUGGGCCCAGGACACUCAUACGACUUGGGGGGCUUCCCUCGGACCAGGUUGCACAUGACGAAGAACAAGCUGUUGCUGAGGAUGCUAGCUUGAGAAAUGGAGCUCCAGAAAAUAAAAAGUCUGAUGGCCGUCAGCAGGAGACUAAUGAGGGUCCGUCCUCGAAGUCUCGACCUACCACGCCCCUACUGGAUAACAUCAUCAUGCGCGAAAUAUCCUCAGUUGUAUCAGCUGGACUUCAAGUCUCAUCAUGGCAGCGUGCAGAAAUUGCUGCUUCUCCAAAACCUCACGUCGUGCUUUUCUGCCCCAAAAACGGUGGUUCCUCUUUCUUAGACGUGAUUGGGCUUCAAUUGGCGGAAGAGAACUUAACAGACCUUCUACGGCUCACACCACAAGACAUUGCCGAAAUAGGAGGCGAUUACAUUGACGAUCCAUCAAAUUUCCGGGGUAACACUUUAAGCUCUCUAGGAUACGAUACUCAGCUGGUCACAGCCAUGCGCUUCCCACAAAGGUCAGAAGAUCCCCCUGAGGAAGAAUACUUCGACGAACCGGAGGAGGAGGACAUGGAUCAAGGUCCGGGAAAAUCGAAAUAUCCCGUGCAUGGUCCUGUUGGUGGGUUCAACGCGAUCCACGUUGGGACCUUUGCACCAAACAGCUUGCAGGACUUCUUCAAACCCUUCGUGUCGCAAGCUGGUUUUCCUCAGCAACCAAAAGUAGUCGGAAUGAAGCCUGCUUUGCAACUGAAGGAUACGACUCCAGAAUUGAAAAUGACCAUGCUUGUGGAUACGUUGCUCAACGCUGCGGAAAGCAAGAGAGUGGCAGAAAAACCUGCCGAGGAGGCUUCGACCACCCAAGAGCAACCAGAAGCGGCAGGGAUUUUGAAUUCUACCUCCCAGUCUCCGCGAGCUGAGAAUUCCGAAAGUCUAUAUCGUGACGCCGAACGCGGGUCUGAGGGUUUGAUUGUCCUGAUUCAAGAUUACCUCCAGAUCAACGCGACAAUCAACGGCGGCAAAUUCCUCGACAAGCUACACGAGGUAGUAGAGGCAAGGCGCCGAGAGGGUCAAAGACUGCUCAUCAUUGGAACCGUAUCGUCUAAAGAGCUCAUGUCAUCUUUUUCCAGGCUCGGAAUCGACCAAGAGCAAAGAGAUCCUAGAAAUAUACCAACGCGGACCAUCAUAACUCCUAUCAAUGAAGCGUCGCCCGAGCACACAUUCGCACGGUAUCACAAAGAGAAAACUAGAGGCAUCAACAUGCGUCAUCUCAAAGAUAUGCUGCGUCGAACGGCGGCAGUACCUUCCCAGGUCGCGUCUAUUAUCUCAGACAGGACAAUCAACGUCGAUUCUAAGACGACCUUCUUAUCUGGUCUAGAAGAGUCUGUAUGGCCACUCGAUACAGUCAGUAGAGCUGCGACAACAAGUUUAGGCUUACUUGAAGGAUCAGAAGAAAUGACAAUCAAGCACAUCGAACAAGCAUUGGAGAUCAUUGAAUCGAGCGAUAACGCGAAGGGUGACUGGGUGGCGAAUGAGAAACAGCAGCGAGAGAACGUGACGAAGUCUACUGGUUCUGCGUCCGAAAUAGACUCCAAGGAUCGUAUGCGAAAACUACGAAAGACUUGCAACGAGCACGAGAGGAAGCUGUUGAAUGGCGUCGUGGAUCCUGAGAAUAUUAGGACCACCUUCGCUGAUGUUCAGGCUUCACCACAGACCAUAGAAGCACUGAAGACACUGACCUCUCUGUCACUCGUACGGCCAGACGCGUUCACAUACGGUGUACUUGCCACUGACAGAAUUCCGGGUCUCCUACUCUAUGGCCCUCCUGGUACUGGAAAGACACUUCUCGCUAAAGCCGUUGCCAAAGAGAGCGGAGCUACAGUGCUUGAAGUCAGCGGCUCCGAUGUCUAUGAUAUGUACGUCGGCGAAGGCGAAAAGAACGUCAGGGCCAUCUUCACCCUGGCCAAAAAGCUCACACCCUGCAUCGUAUUCAUCGACGAAGCGGACGCUAUCCUCGGCGCCCGCUCCGGCGGCGGCAAUCGUACCAGUCACCGUGAACUCAUCAACCAGUUCCUGCGCGAAUGGGAUGGCAUGACAGAGCUCUCGGCAUUCAUCAUGGUCGCCACUAACCGCCCCUUCGAUCUCGACGAAGCGUCACUCCGUCGACUACCUCGCCGCCUACUCGUCGAUCUCCCAGUUGAGAAAGACAGAGAAGCAAUCCUCAAGAUCCACCUCAAAACCGAACUCCUCGACCCCGACGUAUCCGUCUCAGACCUGGCUUCCCAGACACCCUUCUACUCCGGAUCCGACCUCAAAAAUCUCUGCGUCGCAGCCGCUCUGGCUUGCGUGCGGGAGGAAUUCGACGCCGCUGCUUCUCACGCCAAAGACACGAGCCAGACCGAAAAGUACGAAUACCCCGAAAAGCGGACUCUGCACACGAGACACUUCAACAAGGCCAUGGAGGAGAUCAGCGCGAGUAUUAGUGAGGACAUGGGCAGUUUGAGCGCGAUUAGGAAGUUCGAUGAGAAAUAUGGGGAUCGCAGGGGUAGGAGGAAGAAGGGUGGAUUUGGGUAUAGGACGGUCAGUGAGGGGGAGAAGGCGGGGAGUGAUGCGGCGAGGGUGAGGAAUCAGAGUUGA